Molecule: messenger RNA, 3536 nt
Organism: Gracilinanus agilis (Agile Gracile Mouse Opossum)
Lineage: Eukaryota; Metazoa; Chordata; Mammalia; Didelphimorphia; Didelphidae
Gene: NCLN
Product: nicalin
Exons: 15
Coding region: 115-1806 (563 amino acids)
Biological process (GO): regulation of signal transduction
Cellular component (GO): endoplasmic reticulum membrane
Source: RefSeq, a predicted model, not a curated record
UGCCGGCGGACUUGAAGUCCGAGCCUCGGGAGUCCGAGCCCGAUCCGUAUCCGCCGUCCAAGUCUCUGCCGGAGCCCCGCAGAUAGCGGGGCCGCCCCCUGCCCGGCCGCCAGGAUGCUGGAGGAGGCGGGCGAGGUGCUGGAGAACAUGCUGAAGGCCUCGUGCCUGCCCCUCAGCUUCAUCGUCUUCUUGCCAGCCGUGCUACUGCUCGUGGCGCCGCCGCUGCCCGCCGCCGACGCGGCGCACGAGUUCACCGUCUACCGCAUGCAGCAGUACGACCUGCAGGGCCAGGCUUACGGCACCCGGAAUGCCGUACUCAACACAGAGGCGAGGACGGUCGAGGCGGAUGUGCUGAGUCGCCGCUGCGUCAUGAUGCGGCUGGUGGAUUUCUCCUAUGAGCAGUACCAGAAGGCUCUCCGCCAGUCUGCUGGGGCUGUGGUCAUCAUCCUGCCUCGGGCCAUGGCCGCCGUGCCCCAGGAUGUCAUCCGACAAUUCAUGGAGAUUGAGCCUGAGAUGCUGGCCAUGGAGACCAUCGUCCCUGUCUACUUUGCGGUGGAGGAUGACGCCUUGCUUUCCAUCUACGAGCAGACCCAGGUGGCCUCAGCCUCCCAGGGCUCCGCGUCUGCGGCCGAAGUUCUUCUGCACACAGCCACGGCCAAUGGCUUUCAGAUGGUGACUAGCGGAGCCCAGAGCAAAGCUGUGAGCGACUGGCUCAUCACCAGCGUGGAGGGCCGGCUGACGGGCCUGGGCGGAGAGGACCUUCCCACCAUCGUCAUUGUGGCGCACUAUGAUUCCUUCGGCGUGGCCCCCUGGCUUUCUCAUGGAGCGGACUCCAAUGGUAGUGGGAUCUCGGUGCUCCUGGAGCUGGCCCGACUCUUCUCCAGGCUAUACACCUACAAACGCACCCAUGCAGGGUACAACUUGCUGUUUUUUGCCUCUGGCGGGGGUAAAUUUAACUAUCAGGGCACGAAGAGGUGGUUAGAAGACAACCUGGAUCACACAGAUUCCAGCCUGCUCCAGGACAACGUGGCCUUUGUCCUGUGCCUCGACACCCUGGGCCGGGGAAACGGCCUGCAUCUGCACGUAUCGAAGCCUCCCAAGGAGGGGACCCUGCAGUAUGCUUUCCUCCGAGAGCUCGAGAUGGUGGCUGCCAGUCAGUUCCCAGAGGUGAGGUUUUCAAUGGUGCACAAGAAAAUCAACCUGGCCGAGGACAUGCUGGCCUGGGAGCACGAGCGCUUUGCCAUUCGCCGGCUCCCGGCAUUCACAGUCUCCCACCUGGAGAGCCAUCGAGAUGGGCUGCGAAACAGCAUCAUGGACGUCCGGUCCCGGGUAGACUCCAAGACCCUGACCCGCAACACCAGGAUCAUUGCAGAGGCCCUGACCCGAGUCAUCUACAACCUGACCAAGAAGGGCACCCCGGCCGACCUUCAGAUCUUCACGGAGCAGAUGCAGAUCCAGCAGGAGCAGAUUGACUCCGUGAUGGACUGGCUCACCAACCAGCCCCGGGCCGCCCAGCUCGUGGACAAAGACAGCACCUUCCUCAACACCCUGGAAUACUACCUGAGCCGCUACCUGAAGGACGUCAGGCAGCACCACGUGAAAGCAGACAAACGGGACCCUGAAUUUGUCUUCUAUGACCAGCUGAAGCAGGUGAUGAAUGCCUACAGGGUCAAGCCCGCCAUCUUUGAUCUGCUCCUGGCCCUCUGCAUAGGCGCCUACUUGGGGGUGGCCUACUUUGCAGUCCAGCACUUCGGCCUCCUCUACAAGACAGUCCAGAGGCUCUCUCUGAAGAUGAAGCAGCAGUGACCUGCCCCUCCGCUCCCCUCGUCCAGCAGCACUGAGCCAGGCACCCCGGAGGGAGCCGCCGGAGCCUCCGUUCAGCCCAGCCCCGUCUCUGCCCGCGUGUCCCCUGCCCAGCCCCCUGCCCGCGGCUCACGCUGUCGGUGCACCCCUGAGUUAGAGAGAACCCCAAAGGCCGGACUCUUGGUGGGGCUCGGCUGCCCCUGGCCGGGGAGAAGGCUGCUGAGGACUCGGGGUGAGGGCAGGGGGCGGCCUGGAGGCCCCGGACCCAGCCACACGGGGGAGGGCCCUGCCCCCUGGAGACUCCCCUGCCUGGGCUUCUGCAGCGGGCGGGGGGGGGCUUGGCUCAUCCUCUCUGCAGGGUGCUGGUUCCGGUCUGGCCACUGCCCCCUCCUCCUCUACACCUCCUCUGAAGGGGCAUCGGACCGCUGACCACUCGGGGACCUUCAGCUCCGGCUCCCUCCUCUGGGACUCACACGGGGGGCUUCCCUGGCAGAGGGAAGGCGGACCCAGAAAAUGGGGUGUCUGCUUUCAAGUAACCAAACCCUGGUGGGAGGCUUUGGGCCUCUCCUGUCAGUGGUGGGGCCGGCUGUGACAGCUGUCUGGGAAGGAAAUGGGGUGCUCUGGGAGGUAGUGAGUUGCCCGUUGCUGGGUGCCCACCCGGGGAGGCUCUGGAAGGAAUUCAUUUGUGCUGGGGUAGGGGUGCCAGAAUGAUUCCCCCCAAGUCCCCUCUCUUCCCCUGGGGGCUCCUGUUUGUACCUGUCUGUCCCAAUUGGACCCCUGUUUGGGGAGAAGUUUGGGGCUGCGGCUUGUCCCUCGAAGGCUCUGCCCCAUCUGUGUCAGACUUGUCCUCCUGGUACGGCCGUGUCUGCACCCCCCUGUGCCCACCUCCAUGUCCCCUUCUCUGGGGGCCGAGCGAAAUAGCGGGGAAGGAGGAGACUGUGGGCUUCGGGGCACCUCGGCACCCCAGAUUGUAACGGGAGGCCAGAGGAGGGGCAGCCUUGGUCCCAGCCAUCUGGGAAAGCUUCCUGCGAGGGGAAGGCCCUCCCUGCCCCCGCACCCCCACGCUCAGGCCAGAAGCCGGUUUCAGUGACCCCAAAGGGUCCAGCACAAGGUUUGAUAGCAGACGCUUGUGGGGGACGAGAGUUUCCAUCUGGCCUUCUUGCCCUUCGGCCUCCCCCACCACCGCCAUCCUGAAGGUGCCUCUCCCCGUCGGGAAGGACCGUCUUGGCUUCCCCGUCCUCGGCAUCCCCCUGCCUGGCCUCGGGCUGUCUUGGGCUGCGGGGAGAGCCUAGAUGGAGCCGGCUGUCCCCACGAAGGAGUCCCCUCUGCACCCCAGACUGAGUUCUUCUCUGAUGAAUGCACAAUCUCUGAGGUCCCCCCCGGCUCCGGCGGGCCAUGUUCUUGGCUCUGAUGGGGGGUUUCUGAGAGGGGAUUGGGGGGACCCCCGUGUCUCCUGCCACACUCCUGGACCCCUCCUUGAACCCCUUCACACAGGUUCCCCGGGGGCACACCUGGCCCUCCCUCCCCGGGGGUGCACUCAGCCACGUCUUCCUGGGCCUCUCCGGACACAGGCCGGACACGCUCCCUCUUUUUUAAUUGUCGUAAGUGAGCACUGAUGUGUGGGCCGAGGAGUCUGCCUGCGCUCGGGCCGUGAGGUGGGCAGAGCCAUUCAUUCAGGGUCCCUGCAAACUGGGAAGAAAUUACUUGGAAAAAUAAAGCCAUAUUGAAAGAUC